Messenger RNA from Columba livia (rock pigeon), 14031 nucleotides. RefSeq names its product C-type lectin domain family 2 member B. Gene Ontology annotation, cellular component: external side of plasma membrane. The transcript has 9 exons. NCBI's taxonomy places the organism in Eukaryota, Metazoa, Chordata, Aves, Columbiformes, Columbidae. The coding region runs from base 6715 to 7389 and encodes 224 amino acids. The record is from RefSeq and is a predicted model, not a curated record.
UUUUAAAGUAAGCGUUUCGCUCCGAUUGGCUGCCUCCACCGUCACUCCUGUUUCUUGCGCUCUGAAUGGCCAGAGCGCUGCUCGGGCUGUGAGAGUAAGGAUGUCCUGGUAUCGCUGAGCUCGGGGACGGGAGUAACCCAGGUGCUGGGAACUGGCUGCGGUGUCACAGGCAGAGCAGGAACAGGGCAGGGUUGUGCUGACAACACCUUUCCAAGCCUGCAUAUCACUGCAGGGACACAGCUGACCUUUUAAGUCAGUUGUGACAGCUGUCAGGCAGCAGAAUUAAACAUCCUGAUCUACUGCAUCAUCAUCAAGUUCAAGUUCUCUGCACUCUCCCAAUACAAAGGGACAGGCGCUGCAUCUCUGGUACUGGGUCCUGCGUCGUGUUUAUCCAGCUCGUAGAAAGAUUUAACAUAUUUUGCAGGAAGCCACUUUGGUCCUGUUAGAAGAAGAACACAAGCAGGAUAACAAAAAUUGGAGUAUUCCAUGGACUUGUGGAAGGUACUAUGUGUCCUGCCUGCAGCUGUUCUUGAACUAGUGAAUGAGCCUGGAGCAAUUUUUCCCCUUUCAAGGGCCACUGGUCAACCCAAACCAGCCUAUCUGACAACCAAGGGCAAGAUCAUAGACUGUGCGCCGGAUUGCGAUACUAUUGCUGCUCUGGGGGAGAGAUUGUUCUGCGGCUGGGAAGUUGGAUUCUGAACCCUCUUGGAUUGCAGGGCACCGGGUUUCGCACCCCUCUUGCCAUUUCCUGGCAGGGGUUUCCCUGAUCUAUGAAACUGAGAUUUGCAAGAAUUACUCCAGUGAUAUCCUUUCUGACAGCGAGGGCACAACCACAGUGAGCAUUCUCUUGGUGUUUUAUAGCGCUUUUGAGGACAGUUUUGACUGACAUGACCCUCAUUACCGCAAAUAAAGCACUUAAGACUCGCUUGAUUUACGCUGAGCUGAGACAAUGCGGCUGCUAAUACUGAAGCCCGAAAUGUCUCAGUCCCUAUAUUCUGACAAGCCUUAAUGUAUUGCAUGAUAUCAGUGGCUUUAACAUUCACUGACAACAAAGCAGACUGGCAGUCAGAGUUAGCAUUGUCAUAUGCCAGUUGCAGCAGUAUAACUUUUGCUGCAUCUUCAUUUUCAACCUGUCUUGCUAUAGCGGUUUGCAAUCUGUCAACAAAGCUUAUAUAAGACUCCUGCGGUCCUUGUCUUAUUGUUGCAAAUGAGCUUAAAAAACUUGCUGCCCUACCUCUAGGAUCUGAUGCCACGCUGUAAUAGCAAUGCGAGUUGCCUGCUCAAAAACUUGCCGCGGAAGCCCAGCCUACGCCUGUGGAGUGAUAUACUGUCCAGUUCCUAGCAACAUAUCCUGAUUUAUCCCUGCUCCUAAUGACAAAUUUUCCAGGACCUGUUCAAUCGCAAGAUCUCAAUACUCUAAUUGCCACACAGAAUAUUGUGUUGGUGUCAAAAUUGUUUUAGCAAGCAAUUUCCAAGCCCCUGGAGUUAUUAUGUACGUGGCACCAAUACCUUCAACAACCCCCAUUGUAAAAGGACUAUGUAACCCAUUCUCUUGCACAGAUUUUUUUAACUCCUUAACCAUUGUAUAAGGUAUUGCAUCAUAUUCUGGUGGUUGUUGUGGUUUGUAAAUAACUGGGAAGGUGAAAGAAAAAUAGCUGUGCUCCAUAGCCUUUUCACGGCAUUUUUGCAUCACCCCUUUGUGUUCUGCUAUCUUAGUCAUGAAGGGGUUACUGGGUGCUCUAUAAGCAUCAUUAAAAUCAGGCAAAGGAGGUGCUGAGGGCAAAGUUUAAGACUUCUGACCCAGCUCCUCACAAAUUCCUGCCGUAUCUUUACAUGGCUGUGAUGGCAUUAAUGAUGGAUAUAGAACUGACUCUUUUUCGAGAUCUACAGAGCCUGACUCAAAAGAAUUAGUGCUGUCAAGACUCAAAUCAUUAGCAACCUGCUUAUUUGUGUUUUUCUGGUCGUCCUCCCCGUUUGCCCUUGCAUUAUGUGCUCUGCCGACUGCAACUGCGAUAGCGCAGAGUACACAAAUCUCCAAGUGAUAUGCAAACUAUCAGGAACUGCAAAACCUGAAUUCUUUUGUGUGUGUAGAUGUUCUCCGACCUGUUUCCAAAUUUUACUGUCAAACGUCCCCUCACUUGGAAACCAAGCACGAUUCUCUCUCACCCAUACCAGGCGCGAAGCUACCUGCUUCUCAGAAAUACGAUACACAAAGAACGUAAUAUCUGCAGCAAAACCUGCAAAUACAAUUUAUGUUCCUGAGAAGCGGUUUGCCCCAUACUAAUGCAAUUCCGCAGCUCUCUCGUUCAACAAGGACUGCUUGUCCCUAUGUAUACCGUAGGGAUUAAUGUAGCUAGAAAUAAAAUUUACUCACCCGUCAGAUUGUGUGGUCGCCGCCAAACACACUGCUUGACGAAGAGCCUCUAGGGGUCACACACUCACACGGGGCACCAUUUGCUGUGAUUACGAACGACACAUACUGGGAUGCAGACAGAGAUUCACACAGAGGCAGAGAUCUUGUUCUGAAAAAAAGCACAGAGCCUGGCCAAGCAGAGAGCUGGCCUAGGCCACUUUCUUUAUUCACCAUUGACAAUUUGUAGGAUUUACAGGUACGGGCCUGAACUAAGACGUUUACAUAAGAUGUUUUUCCGCUAACUGUUAUUAAAAACACACUAAGCUCAUGUGAUGUUUGUCUCACUUGUUUUUCCACUCAUUCACAGACCAGGCCCAAGGACAUUCACACAUCCCAUGCACUUGGGGGCGGUUAUCCAACCCAAGAUACCAUUCUCACGCGUCUGGGCUAAAACUCUUUAUAAUUAUGAGAAACAUACUUCAACACAAUAUGUCCAAGGCCCUUUAUAUUUUAUUAUGAUCUGAUUGUGUUAGUAUUAUUUCUUUGACCGUCUAGAUGAUCACGUUAGUAUUGCUCUUCCUUUAUCAUACAGGUGGCUGGGACUGCACAUCUUGCUUUCCCACAUUUUUACUUUCCAACACUGUCCCUCACGUAUCUGUACUGGGACCAGUGCUAUGUAGUAUCUUCAUCAAUGAUGUAGACAGAGGGACUGAGUGAACCCUGAGCAAGUCUGCGGAUGACACCCAGCUAAGUGGCACAGUUGACGUGUCUGAGGGACAGGAUGCUAUCCAGAGGGACCUGGACAAGCUCGAGAAGUGGGCCCAUGUGAAUCUCAUGAGGUUCAAUUUGACCAAGUGCAAGGUCCUGCACCUGUGUUGGGGAAACUCCUGGUAUGAAUACAGGCUGGGGGAUGAAGGGAUUGAGAGCAGCCCUGUGGAGAAGCACUUGCGGGUACUGAUGGAUGAAAGAUUGGACAUGAGCCAACAAUAUGGGCUUGCGGUCUAGAAGGCCAGUCGUGUCUUGGGCUGCAUCAAAAGGAGUGUGACCAGCACAUCGAGGGAGGUGAUUCUGCCCCUCUGCUCUGGAGCCCUCAGCACAGGAAGGACAUGGACCUGUUGGAGAGGGGCCAGAAGAGACCACAAAAUGAUCAGAGGGCUGGAAGUUCUCUCCUGUGAGGACAGGCUGUGAGAGUUGAGGUUAUUCAGCCUAGAGAAGAAAAGGGUCCAGGGAGACCUUACUGUGGCCUUUCAGUACUUAAAAGGGACCUGUAAGAAAGAUGGGGACAGACUUUUUAGCAGGGCCACUGCAAUAGGACAAGGGGUAAUGGUUUUAAACUAAAAGGGGAGAUUCAGGCCAGACAUGAGGAAGAAAUUUUUUACGAUGUGGGUAGUGAAACACUGGCCCAGGUUGCCCAGAGAGGUGGUAGAAGCCCCAUCCCUGGAGACAUUAAAGGCCAGGCUGGACGAGGCUCUGAGCAACCUGAUCUGGUUGAAGAUGUCCCUGCUCAUUGCCGGGAGGUUGGACUAGAUGACCUUUGAAUGUGCCUUCCAACCCAAACUGUUCUUAUUCUAUCAUUGUAAGAGACAGAGGAAAUUGAGUAAUCAUACACUUAGCAAUGGCUAUGCCUACCAUCGAAAGCACUAAUCCAAUUAACAGGUUUAUUCCAAUUUGCGCUAACCAUUUUCCACACCCAGUGAGUCCUAAAGGAUGUAAAAGAUAGGUAAACCAGGAUCUGGGUGAGAGUUCCUCAACCCAGUUUGUUGCUGGAGCAAUUGGAAUAGUUUAGAAAUCUGGUCAGCAAUGUCUUUCAUCUUGACACAAGCUUCUUCUAUAGAGGCAGUGGCAUUAUGGCAUAGUGGCAUACAACAUUCUCCCUCAAUUAGAUUCAACAUUUUGCAAACUCCGUUUUCUUUACAUGAUAUGAUAUCUUCAAGGCUUCAAAAUAGGGUUUACUUGUGACCACAUCCAUUGAAUAUCAGAUAAAUCCCUUUGUUCUGAUACUAGUCUGUGGGGAAGUUAUGUACACCAUGGGUAAAUUAUAUUCAAAGAAUAAUGAGCCUCAUGAUGGACUGCUUAAGAGGAUGGGAAAAGGCAUCAAAAGGAAAAAUGGAACUAAGCAAGGUAUAGUUGUCUCCCUGGAGGACUGACACAUUUUGGAACACAGUGGCUCAUGAAGACCCAAUUUGGGAUAUCUCAAAGGUAAAAUUUAAUUGUGGGUGGGAGGUGUUAAUCCUUUUUUCCUCAAAAUUGUCCCUCAAAAUAUACACAAUGAAAUAGGUGCCAUUUAGUCCCAGGAUAAUGUUUGGGACUUCAUACCAGAAAAAGGUCUCAUGAUAACCCUCUGUUAGUAGAGAGUCUGCUCUCUACUGAAUAGAGCCCAUUGUACCAUCCUUCACGUCCCAGUCCCACUUGGCGGGCAAAUGAACAUAGGGAAUCCCUGAAGUCUGAUUUUGUUGUUAGAUCAAGAGUUCCAUUCAGUGGGGUAACAAAAUAAUCUCAUCCAUUGCUCAUACAUAUUCCCUGAUCAGUGUGCUUCCAAACUCUCAUAAUCCCUGAAUCAAUUUCCAUGCAAGGUUUGGAGAAUUAUUGUUUCCACUCUUUCCUCUCCUUGACUGGUAGAGGGGAAAAGGUAGGAAACCACCCAGAACCAAAACCAAGAUGACAUACACAUCCUAAAAGUAUGAUCAAACUAACAGUCAAAGCCACAAAGUGGAGGCUUAAAGCUAAACAUGUGCCCUGAUAAAGCAUACACUUUUGACAGACAAAGAUAAAUUUCUUUCCUCUUCCCCCUGCAAGGAAAUAAAAAGGAAAAACAUGAUCCUUCAUCAAACUGGCUUUAAGAAGAGGGAACAAUCCACCUAGUACUGACUUUAUGCUCCCUGCCACAGGCAUCAGUGGCCACCCAGGUAUACUUACUGAAAAGGGGUGUUUGGUACCAGGGGGACUUGUUCCACAUUGGGGAGUUCAACCAGGACUGGUUGUCCAGGAUAAUGGAGGAGAUUUAUGAGGUUUGUAGUUUCUUUCACCCCAGGAAGUAUAGAUGGAGACUUUGAGUAAAAUGCGGUAAUUCGUGGACAUCUGUUAACUCCCCAGCUGUUGUUUAGUUUGGUCAUAGCUUCUGAGAGUUGCACAGACCAUCCAGGAUCACGGGGUUUCAGAAAACGUUUUAACAGACCAUUUGUUCUUUCUACUAUCCUGUUUGCUUGGUGAUAAUGAGGGGUAUAAAACAUCUGAUGUAUUCCCUCAGUUUUUGCUCACUCCUGGACCACCCUGGCAGUGCAGUGGCUGCUGUUACAUGAUUGAAUUGAUUUGGGUUUUGAUAAGAAACUAAACCACAGUUUCAACUUUUACACUGUAUUUUCCCUGGUUGCCCAUGUCACUGCUCCAGCCUGGACAAAUCCAGAUACUGCUUCCACCCCAACAAGCACGUAUCCUUUCCCUUCUGAUCUCUAAAAGGUCCUAUGUAACCACCCUGCCAGGUUUCCCGUAGUACUUUCCCAUCCCACAGGUGGAGCAGAAGAUCUCGCAAAGGUGUUUUCCUAUUCUAAUAUGUCAUAGGAAUCAGGCAAAAAUUGCUGUGCUACAUAGUCCUUGGGUAACGGGCCAUCCUCUACUCCCAGCUUCAAGAAGGUCUCUGAGCCCUGAGUGACCACGCUUAAUGUGCACCCAUUCUAGUAGGUGCUCCCAUUUCUCCUCUUCUCCCUCUUUUGCCAGCAUAGCCAAGCGGGUGAGUGAGUCUACUUGGCUAGUCCAGAUGUGUGCUGGAUGAUUUCAACCCAUGGCUGAUACUUUGAAUCAGUUGUUACAGCUGUCAAGCAACAGAAUUAAAUAUUCCUAUUGCAUCACUAUGAUGUUCUCUGCAGUCUCACAAUAUGAAGGUAACAGCUGUGUUCAUAAAACUGUGUCCAAGUGUAUGCACAUUGCAAGAAGAGCCAGAGGCCAUGAAUGCAUUUGCAAAGAGCAAGUUUUAUUUUAGUUACCUCUCUACCAGGGGAUCUCUGAAGCAGCACCUAAGCUACUGGGCAGAGGUGAAACAAGCGGUGACGCAGCCGCUGCAGAGUUCAGCCCUGGUAGAAGAGAGUUAUUUCAAGGCUUCAAGCAUGUGCAGCCUCUGCUUUCUCACAACAAAGCAGGAGUCUCAGGUAUAGAGAUAGGUGCCUUAGAGUUUCUCACAGGCCUAUGUUAUCUAAAACACAGGUUCUACUUGUCAAGCACACAAGGUCAGUAAAUGUGUGAUGUAUGUGCCUUUUCUACACCACAGCUAAAGUCGCUUGAGCAUAUUUACAAUUAACCUCCUUGGCAUUCUUGUGCAAUUCCCAUAUACCAAGGUUGGCUGGAAACAGGCUUUGGGAGCAGAUAAGAUGUCUUGGGCACAAGAUUGUGCUUGUAACAAGCACAGAGAUUCCCCAUCUCAUUUGCCUUUGGGACACGGGGAGAAGAACAGAGUCUGUGACAAUGAUGGGAACAUGGAGGAGUGCCUGGAUCCCCAGUACAGGGGGGCAUCCCUGGAGCCAGAGCUGCCUGGGAAGAGAAGGAGCAGAAGACUUCUGAGUAAGUGGUCCACGCUCCAUCCAGUGUAUGUCGUGGUGCUGGCUGUGCUCGUGGCUUUGGUCCUGGCUUUGGCAGUGGCUGCUGCUGUGCUGUCAGCAGGAAGAGAUGGAGCGAGUGCAGCUGCGGUGCUGGGCUGUCCUGAUGACUGGGUUGGGUACCGCAAUGUCUGCUACUACCUCUCGAGAGAGGAGGGGAGCUGGGAGUGGAGCCGGGAGCGGUGCUCCUCGCUGGGGGCUUCACUGGCUGUGAUCAAGAGGGAGUGGGAAAUGGAUUUUCUCUUGCGCCUCAAGGGCAACAUUGAUUACUGGGUUGGGCUGCACAGACAGGAUGGGCACCUGGAGUGGGUGGACGGCAGCAGCUUCAACCACACGUUCCUGGUUUCCUACCAAGGUGCAUGUGUAUUUUUGACUGGCAAUACUGUUGUGAGUUCAAGCUGCUUGCAGCACCGGCCAUAUCUCUGCUGGAAGCCCAGAGCUCUGAUGUGAAAGAUAUAAUGGAGAAAGGACCUUUUGUAUGCUGGGAACUCCACAGCUUCACCUCUUUCAGCAGCAGAGUGGCCUAGGGUUCUUCUUGCUUCAGCUGCGGGUCUAUGGUGCUGGUGGUCUCAGAACAGUAGGAUAUACUGCAGUCCCUGGAUACUGGGACUGGGGGAGGUUAAGUAAGCCACUAACAGAAGCUAGAAGUAGAACCUAUACAUUAGAGUCCAGAAAAACAAGACUUUCCAAGCUAUCAAAGAAGCUUUAGCUUUUGCUCCAGCAUUGUGAUGCUGAAUAACUCCAAGCCUUUUGAAAUAUUUAUGCAUAAGUGCAAAGGAGUAGCCAGUGGAGUCCUUACAUGGCUGUCCUUUGACUUGUUACUCAACAGGAUCCUGUAGCAGCAGGGAAUAAGUUUGGUGUUGAAGUGAGAGCAGCAGAAAUCAUAAAAAGAAGCAGUGUGGGGGACUACGGUGAGUCCAUGGAUUCCCUGACAGAGGAUAUGGGAACAGAGAUUGACCUUGAAGAUAUUAAGAUGUACCCGUGAGAAAGAAGGGAGUAAAAGAGUAACAUUGACGAUAGCAAAAUUAGCCAAUGAUAUGCAGCCUGUAACCAAUAGCAAAAAGACACAUGAGCUGGUAAAGACUAUAUGUCAAGGUUUGAUUGCAGGGUGACAAUAAACCGUGGCAGAUGUUUUGUUAACCCCCUCUUCCUUCCCACCCCCUGCUUUUAGCCCCCCCUCUUCCCACUAAGGACAGGCGAUUGGAAGGCAAAAGAAGGACAGAGAGAAAGAGUUGGGAAAAAUUAAAAAUGCUUUACUAAUGCUACUAAUAAAAUAGAGAAAAUAAUACAAAAUAUACAAAAUCAAUCUUGAAAGUCCCGGCAGCGAUCAGCACUGCUCCAGCAGCAUCAGAGCCUGCACCCAGUCCCCCCUGCAUCCAGUCCUGGACUGGACUCUGCAGCCAGCUGGAACUGGAUUCAGUCUGUCACUAGGCCUCAGUUCACAGGGAUGACGCACAAGGUUCUCCCCAGAUGUCGGUGAUGCAGAAUGCAAAUCCCCCUCUCUCCCCCUCCCUCCUUCGAUAUGGAAGGAGUAGGUACAUCUCCCUCUCUCUCUGCUGUUUGAGGCUAACAGCUUCUUUUGUUUGGCCCCAGAGCACCCUGGCCAGGGCCCUUAGGAGAAGGGAGUGCCGAGGCGCCAAGGAGCCGCUGGGCGUCCAUGGCCAGUGUGGGGGACGUUUGGAGGCUUCAGGGGCACCCCACAGCCAGGGGUGCGUACCUCCUGAAUGAUCGCUGCAGAAGCAACGGAGGAGGAAUAGAGGAUCUGAUAUCGUUGCGCAACGGACACCCAAAGAGGUGAGCAGCCAGGGGCGAGAGGAGAUGGGGCAGAAUAUAUCAAAAGAAGAAGAAGCAAUACUGCGUCUUCUCUCGCAUAUCCUCUCUAGGAGAAGAGUGAAGUAUGAGGAGAAUAACCUCAAAAGACUCUUAAUUUGGUGUAGGGACAAUGGAUUUCCUGCUGAUCCGUCAGGAGCUUUUCAGAUAGAGACUUGGGAAAAAGCGGGAACUGUUUUGUGGGAGGCAGUUAGUCGUGAAGAAAAAGAUAUUCUUGGCCUUGUAACCGCCUGGCAACUGAUAAUUACUACACUGAAACAGUUAAAAGCUGAAAAGACUGUUACACAAGGCGCAUUUGCUGCAUUAAGUCCUAUAAAAGAAGAAAAGACUGUUAUGAGCCUUAAUGACUCAAAACAGGCAUUUCCAGCUCAAAUGCCGAUUAAGUUGCAAGUUUUUGCUCGUGAUCCAAUACAGUAUUCACUCCCAGAGGAAGUGCUGGCAGAGGAACUGUCUGCACCUCCCCUGGAAGAAGAAUCAUCGAAAAAACAGAGUCAACAUAUUGAGGACAUGGAAAUUGAUAAAAAUACACCAACCGACUCGACGAAGAAGAAACUGUUUUAUCCUCCUUUGCCGCCGUCUACACUGCCUACUCCUGAACCUCCGAUUUCUUCUGGGUUUCCUGAUAAGCCUAAAUGGGCUCAAGAGCUUAUUUGGAAACUGGAAAGUUUGGAGAAACAACAACAGAUUCAACAAGCCUAUUUAGACGAUCAACUGAACAGAGAAGACAUGAUAAUACAUAGACAGCAGCCAUAAAGCCAUUAAUUCAAAAAGGUAGACGGGAAUCAGGACUUUUGUGUUAUAAUUGUGGAAAAUCAGGUCACAUAAAAGCGCAGUGUAAAGCAAAGCCGAGACAACUGACAAAGGAAUCAAACACUGGUGUCUGUACUCGCUGUCAAAAGUUUGGACACAGGGCUGUGGAUUGCAGAUCAAGAUUUACUAAGGAUGGUAGACCUUUAAACGGGUCACUGAGCGCGGGGAGGGGCAGCGCGAUGACACAAAACAGCAACCCUCACAGGCAGGCUGUUUGGACAGCGUCGCCACCACCACCGCAGGGAGUGCAGGAGUGGAUAUCUCAACGGCAGUAGAGACAGCUCUGGUGGAUUCAAAGGUUUGCUGCAUUCCUACUGAAAUGCAUGGACCUUUGGGUCAAGGGUUGAGUGCGCUACUGCUUGGGAGAUCUUCUACAUCCAGAAAACGAGUUUUUGUUUUACCGGGAAUAAUAGAUGAUGAUUUUACCGGAGUGAUUUCUAUUAUGGUAUGGACACUUUUUCCUCCAGUUCAUAUUCCAAAAGGGUCAAAAAUUGGACAGUUAGUUCCUUUUUAUUCGGCAGUUCCAAAAGUUCAACACAAGGAACGUGGUGAGGGAGGUUUUGGUUCUACUGGACCUCCUGAACUCUAUUUGGCAUUGGAAAUUCAUAAGAAAAAACCUACACAACAGGUGACAUUGUCACAUCCUGAUGGAGGAAAACGUUGUCUGUCAAUGCUUAUAGACACUGGCGCAGAUGUUACUGUUGUCAGCCUAGAACAAUGGCCUUCUAAUUGGGAAUUAGACAAUCCAAGCUUACCAAUUAUGGGUGUGGGUGGUGUGCAAGCUACAAAAGUGAGUGCUAAGCCUAUUCAGGUGAUGUUAGAAGAUGGCAGCCAUUGCACUAUACGACCCUACGUCAUGCCACUUCCUAUUUGUCUAGUAGGAAGGGAUGUUCUUAGUCAGUUAGGAGCAAUAAUUACAACUGGGAUAAAAAAUUUUUGACAGCGGUCACUGAAGGGCGACCAAUCCUAAAAUUAAAAUGGAAAACAGAGACUCCAGUGUGGGUUGAUCAGUGGCUGCUAUCAAAUGAAAAGAUCGCCCAAAUUAAUGACUUAGUUUCAGAACAGUUACAGUUAGGACAUAUUCAACCUUCCACAAGUCCGUGGAACACUCCGAUUUUUACAAUUCCAAAAAAGAGUGGAAAAUGGUGUCUUUUGCAUGACCUCAGAAAAGUUAAUGAAGUAAUGGAGAAUAUGGGAACACUACAGCCUGGCUUACCAUCUCCUAACAUGAUUCCACAAGAAUGGGAUGUGUUAGUAAUAGAUCUGAAAGAUUGUUUUUUUACCAUUCCGUUACAUGAAGAUGAUUAUGAAAAAUUUGCCUUCUCAGUUCCAUCAGUUAAUAAGCAAGAGCCUACGAAAAGAUAUCAUUGGGUUGUUUUACCUCAGGGCAUGAAAAAUUCACCUACUAUGUGUCAGUUAUAUGUUGCUUGGGCAUUGGCACCUCUACAUGACAAACACAGAGAAUUGAUCAUAUAUCAUUACAUGGAUGAUAUUUUGAUUACUGGAAAAUCACUUCAAAUUGUAUUAAUAGUUACAGAACUAGAAAAAGAAUUAGGAACCAGAGGUUUAAAAAUUGCACCAGAGAAAAUUCAACAAACACAGCCUUGGAAAUAUUUAGGCUGGGAAAUUACUAAGGCUACAGUUCAUCUGCAAAAAUUGACUAUCAGGACUAACAUUCAGACUUUAAAUGAUGUUCAAAAAAUUAUGGGUGAUUUGAAUUGGAUUCGCACCUGUUGUGGUAUUACAAAUGAUGAUUUACUGCCAAUUGCUAAAUUACUACAGGGAGGAGGUGGGGUUGAUGCUCCACGUUCUGAAGUACAAGCAUUAGUUAACAUUAUGCAAAAAAUUUCCAAACAUUAUACAUACAGAUGGGAUCCAGAACAAGAAUUAGGAAUAAUGAUUAUUAAUAACUCUGCACAUCCUUUUGCUUUGAUUAUGCAGUGGGCAAAAGAAUCUGAUCCACUCAGAAUUUUGGAGUGGUUGUUUCUUUCAACUCAACCCAAACGAUCAGUAGUUACCAGAAUAGAAGCAUUUGCACAAUUGAUCAUAAAAGGUCGAUCUCGUAUAGUAGAAACAAGUGGGAAAGAACCAGAUUAUGUAGUCAUAUCUUUGUCAGCUGAAUAUUUACAAUGGGCAUUACAGAAUUCUAUAGCUCUGCAGUCUGCAAUGUUAGAUUACUCAGGACCAAUUAGAGUGCAUUACCCUCCACAUAAACUUAUGGGGUGGUUGCCAACAUUUCAAAUAGAAUGAAUGCCUCUUCUAUCUCUGAAUCCAGUAAGAGGUGUCACUGUUUUUACAGAUGCAGGAGGUCGUUCACAAAAAGCUGCAAUAACAUGGCAGGAAGAGGGAGAAUGGAAGGAUUUUGUGCUAACUGAUUUACAGGGUUCAGUUCAACUCUUAGAACUACAAGCAGUAAUUCAAGUCUUUAAGAUGUGGGACAAACAACCUGUGAAUGUAGUAUGUGAUUCACUUUAUGUUGUAGGAGUUGUACUGCGAUUAGAAAGAGCAGUUUUGAAGAAUAUUGACACUUUACUACAGUACAGAUUAUUUAAAAUUUUAUGGGAUUUACUGAAUCAGCGAACACAUCGUUACUUUAUCACUCAUAUCAGAAGUCAUACAAGCAUUGCUAGUAGCUUAGCUGAAGGUAAUCAGCGCGCAGAUAGAUUAGUUGCACCUGCUUGGACGGGUCCUUCUAUAGACAGAUUUGCUCAAGCUCGUCGCUCACAUGAUUUUUUCCAUCAGUCAGCUAGCGUUUUACAGAAACAGUUUCAUAUUCCUGAGAUUGAUGCACGAAACAUUGUUUUGUCCUGUGCUGAUUGUCAAAAUUGCUCUGGUGGGAUUUCAGGAGGUGUUAAUCCACGAGGUCUUGGACCUUUAGAGGUUUGGCAAAUGGAUGUCACACACUUUGCAGAAUUUGGACGUCUCAAGUAUGUUCACGUUUCGGUUGAUGCUUUUUCUCAUGUUAUAUGGGCUACUGCUCAGGCAGGAGAGUCUAGCAAACAUGUUCAAAAACAUUUAAGGGCAGCUUUUGUGGCUCUUGGUGUUCCAAAAGAAAUUAAAACAGAUAAUGGUCCUGGCUAUAUUGCUCGGGCUACCACUCAAUUUUUAUCCUUAUGGGGUGUUAUCCAUACGACAGGGACACCGCAUCAACCAACAGGGCAAGCUAUUGUGGAACGUACACAUCAUACCUUAAAACAGCUGUUGCAAAAACAAAAAAAGGGGGAGGUUAACCUAGCACCUCAAGAGCGCUUACAAAAAGCUAUAUAUGUUAUGAACUACCUUAGGUUACCCAAGGGAGAAAAGGUUCCUCCUAUGGUAACUCACGGUGCAGGUUUAACAGGAGGUUUAGAGCAAGUCAAAAAGGGACAAGCAAAAGUCUGGGUAAAAAAAUGGAGUUACAGGACAAUGGGAAGGUCCAUGAAACUUGAUAACAUGGGGACGGGGAUAUGCCUGUGUCGUUACAGGAUCAGGAUCAUGCUGGGUUCCGGAAAAGUGGAUCAAACCCUGGCUAGAAAACACUGCUCAGAGCACAUAAGUUUGAAACUAUAGCAUCUUCUAUUUUUGCACCUGGAGUUGCAGCAGCACAGGCUUUGACUACACUUAACAAAUUAGGAUGCUGGUUUGCAAAACAGACUAACGCUACUUCCUUAGCAUUAUCUGGACUUUUAGCAGACACAGAUUCAAUUAGGCAUGCUACGCUUCAAAAUCGUGCUGCCAUAGAUUUUUUGUUGUUAGCGCAAGGACAUGGUUGUGAAGACUUUGAUGGGAUGUGUUGCAUGAAUUUGUCUGAUCAUUCUGAAUCAAUUCACAAAGCAAUUAGAAGGUUAGAUGACAUGACCAAGAAGUUAACCGAUGAGGAUUGGGGUGUAGACAAGUGGUUGAAUGGCUGGGGUAUUACAGGAUGGAUUAAGGAUCUAUUGAAAAAUGGUCUAAUCAUAUUGAUUGUUGUUUUACUAAUGUUAAUGUUUAUUCCUUCUAUCUUACAAUGUGUACAACGUACAGUAGAAAAAUCCAUGAAAGGUCUAUGGUUGGCUCAGAAACAAAAAGGGGGAAUUGUGGGACAUUUGGGUGAUUUUCUUGAAGUUAAUGGACAUUGUAUGGAAUUGAACUGAACAGGCCUCUGAGGCCUAUUUAUUCAGCAAGAGAGCAAGAGAGCAAGAGUCGAGCAGCCUACGUGUCUUACGUGACUUUAUACAACCUUGGGUAAAACAAAAGAAAGACUGUCUAGUGAAGAAAAGAAUCAGCAAGUCAGCUAUAAUAUAAAUACAUUUUGUAUAAUAUUAGAGCAUAUGUAAGAAUUGUAUAAUCCAAUCACCUAUUAGUUUGCGGCGCGUGAACAGCAGCUAUUGACCAAUUACAAGCAGCCUUCUGAUGCAUGAACAGCGCGUGGACAGGUCAAAAAGAUAUUUAAGGAGAGUUAUAACAAGUAAUAAACGGCUUCACUUGAAUUCA